Nasonia vitripennis (jewel wasp) is the source of this 1961-nucleotide messenger RNA. RefSeq names its product cleavage and polyadenylation specificity factor subunit 4 (gene Clp). Bases 170 to 1063 code for a protein of 297 amino acids. The transcript has 4 exons. Gene Ontology annotation, molecular function: zinc ion binding; RNA binding. The record is from RefSeq and is a predicted model, not a curated record. Lineage: Eukaryota; Metazoa; Arthropoda; Insecta; Hymenoptera; Pteromalidae.
CACUUCUCAGUGGGCUGGCGCUGAAUGGCUGGUGUUCAGCGGUUCAGUGUUUCAUUCGUAAAAUAUAGUGUCGGCACAAUGGCGUCGUUUGCGUGAUUUUGAUUUAGUUUUUUAGGUUAUGUAUGUAGUUGAACUUUUUUUUUAGGAUUUAAUUGUUAAAUUGUUAACCAUGGAGUGCAUUGUCGCAAACGUAGAUAAUAUGCGCUUUGACAUAGAGAUUGCUUUAGACGAGCAAUAUGGAGCGUUACCUCUACCUUUCACUGGGAUGGACAAAUCUGUCGCAGCAGUUUGUCAAUUUUACCCUAAAGGAACAUGUACGAAAGGAGCAGCCUGUCCAUUUAGACAUGUUCGUGGAGACAGAACAAUUGUUUGCAAGCAUUGGUUACGAGGGCUUUGUAAAAAGGGUGACCAGUGUGAGUUCUUACACGAAUACGACAUGACAAAAAUGCCAGAAUGUUACUUCUACUCACGUUUCAAUGCUUGUCACAAUAAGGAAUGUCCAUUUCUGCACAUUGAUCCUGAAACUAAAGUAAGGGAUUGUCCAUGGUAUGACAGAGGUUUCUGCAGACAUGGCCCAUUGUGUCGACAUCGGCACGUAAGACGAGUAUUAUGUAUGGCUUAUUUGGCUGGAUUCUGCCCUGAUGGAUCUAGUUGUAAAUUUAUGCACCCGAGAUUUGAAUUACCAGCUAUCCAGGAUAUGCAGCCCAAGGAAGGCAAGAAGGUCUUAAUCACCUGUCACUUUUGUGGUGAAACUGGGCAUAAAGCAAUUUAUUGUAACAAGAUACCUCCGGAUAUGCGCGAACAGCAUGCACGCCAGGAAAUGGACCGCGAGUACCAUCGCGGAGGGAGCGGUGGUGGUGGCGAUCCUCAUCAUCGAAGUAAUAUGCACAAUGGACCACGUAGCGACGUACCUCGUGGACCGCAAAAGCCUCUUGAGGAAGUCACAUGCUACAAGUGCAGUCGUAAAGGUCAUUACGCGAACAAGUGUCCCAAGGGUCACCUUGCCUUCCUCAGUCAUGCAGGCAAUGGUGGAGGUGGCGAUGCUGGUGGAGGAAAUCUCUAAAACGAAUCAGCAUAGCCUGUACAUGGCACAUGAACUUUUGCUCGGUGAUGAAUUAUUCACUGAUGAUCCUCUUCUCGUUUUUGAGACGCUUGCGGUCUUUCGUUACUUUGAAAUUGACCGUUCCUUAAAUAUCUACCAUUGUUUCUCAUUAAGCCAAGAUGGUUGUUUAGUGAGAGUGGCUCUACAAAAUAGCAGAACAUUAUCACAUACAGGCAUAUGCAUUUUAUGUGAAAUACAGAGGAAAUUUAUUUUCAAUGCAUAAAUGGUUGUUGAGAGAAUGAUUAUAUGAUUAUACAUAGUGAUGUACGAUUAUUCUAGAGGAGGACUGUACACAUUAGUCAAUAAGAAUGUGAAAUAUUCUAUUAGUCUGAGAAAAAUUCUGCAUGAAUGUGCUUGCUUUGGAGAAAUUGUGAUUAUUGAAACUUAGAAGAUCACUCAUUAGUUUAUGUUUCGUAAAGAAAGUAAGAAAUAUAUUAUGCAGAACGUUGUAGUUCUACGUUAUGAUAGUCAUUUGAAAACAUAUUGAUAAAACCUAACUAAAGGACUUUUUCAAAGUAACGAACUUGCUGAAGUCCAUUAAGCACUAGUGUUUCCUUAAAAUGCAAAGGGAGUAACUCGUCUGCAAUCUCUUGUAAAGAGAGAAAGAAUUAAAAAAAUUGAACAAGAAAUCAUUGAUUAGUGAGGAAAGCAAAUUGUACAAAGUCCAUUUUUCUAUAAAUAUGACAAAUUAUGUAUUGAUACUUUCUACAAUGAUCAUAAUGAACUUAAUAAAUGUAAUUAAAUUUUGGGAAAAAUGUGAUUAGAUUACUCAUAACUGAAAAGUAUAAGGAAAAUUAAAGAGUUAUAAAUUAUACAUGCAAAUGAGUCUUCGAAAAAUCUCAUUUAAUUUAGAACACAA